AGAUGGGGAUCGAGAAUAAAUCCGUGCUGAUCACUGGAGGUGCUAACGGGCUUGGAUUUGCCUACGCAAAAGAGCUACUGCAAAACGGUGCUGCGCGAGUGGCGAUUCUCGAUUUGAAGAACUCGAAUGGGGAAGAAGCGGAGAAGAAGCUUAACAGUCUAUCCGGAAAUGGGAAGGCGCUCUUCAUCGUCUGUGACGUGACGAAACCCGAGGAACUGGAAGCUGCGUUCGCCAAGACCGUCAAGGAAUUCGGUGGUCUCGACAUCGUCAUCAACAACGCUGGAAUAAUGGACGACGCGAGAUGGGAACUCGAGAUUAACAUCAAUUUGACAUCUCUGGCUCGUGGAACGUUGCUGGGGCUUAAGUACAUGGGAAAAGACAAGAAUGGAAAGGGCGGAACCAUCGUUAACGUAUCUUCGGUUCUGGGCCUGAUGCCCAUUGAGAUUUUUCCCAUCUACACCGGGACUAAACACGCGGUCGUUGGUCUGACUCGGUCGUUUGCGAGACCGUAUCACUACGACAGGACUGGUGUUAGAAUGCUGACCGUCUGUCCAGGUGCUGCGAAUACUCAACUGCUGACCCAAUGCGCUGGACGAACGUUGGAUUGCGUCGGUUUGGAUGUGAUCACACAAAUUAUGGACGCCUACCCUUCAAUAUCGACCGAUGACGCGGCAAAGGGUAUGAUCCACGUGAUCCAAAAGGGAGAAAAUGGCGGCGUGUGGGUCGUCGAAGCUGGAAAACCGCCUUAUGAAGCUGAGGUUCCCGAUUAUCCCGUCGCGAAGGCCCCGACCGAAGGGUGAAUCGGUCGAUUCGAGCUGAUCAGCACAUUUCCAUUCACCCAAUGAAAAUAAAUCUAUCCGAGUAGGAAGCUGCUGGA
Messenger RNA from Diprion similis, 877 nucleotides. Its product is annotated as 15-hydroxyprostaglandin dehydrogenase [NAD(+)]-like. The transcript is spliced from 6 exons. NCBI's taxonomy places the organism in Eukaryota, Metazoa, Arthropoda, Insecta, Hymenoptera, Diprionidae. Gene Ontology annotation, molecular function: oxidoreductase activity, acting on the CH-OH group of donors, NAD or NADP as acceptor. Gene Ontology annotation, cellular component: cytoplasm. The record is from RefSeq and is a predicted model, not a curated record. Bases 3 to 800 code for a protein of 265 amino acids.